Messenger RNA from Papilio polytes (common Mormon), 2640 nucleotides. RefSeq names its product armadillo repeat-containing protein 3. Lineage: Eukaryota; Metazoa; Arthropoda; Insecta; Lepidoptera; Papilionidae. The transcript has 17 exons. Gene Ontology annotation, molecular function: protein binding. The coding region runs from base 66 to 2639 and encodes 857 amino acids. The record is from RefSeq and is a predicted model, not a curated record.
GACAGUAAAAGUCUAGUUUCUAUAAAUAUCUAGAUUAAUCGAAUAUAUUUUGAUUAUUUUCUAAGAUGGCGAAACCUUUGCAGAAAGAUAGAGAAAACAGAUCAGCCGAUAAGAAAGAUUUGACUUUCCAUCCAUACACCAUCACCCCGGAGACUGCUAAGACUGCCGUGCUAAUCCUCGAGUCUCCCGAACCAGAGAUAUUAUGCCAGACGUUACGCGCGAUUACAAAGUUCUCAGCGCAAGACAUGCUGAACCGUCAGCUUCUGUUCGAUCUGAGUGCGAUCCGAUACAUCCUGCCGCACGUGGAUCACGCCGAGCUGAACAUCCGCCGCUUCGCGCUGAAAGCGCUCGCACAGCUGUGCCAGUUACCGCAAGCGCCUGAGGUCGUGCUCGAAAACCCUCAGAACUUGAGGAAAAUCGCCUUGAUGCUCGCCAAAGUGGAAGACAUAUUCGUGCUAGAGUUUGCGUCGUUGGUGUUGUGCGAGUUGACACGCGAGCCUCUAGGCUGCGAUCAACUCGUUUCCGCUAACAUCCUCAACACGCUUUUCAACCGCAUGAAGAACAGCACCGAUCCUGAUGUGCAGAAUAACUGUCUGCAGACUCUCAGUAACCUGUUGGCGGAUCCAGUGUGUGCGUCGGAGGUAACGAAGAGCAACCAGUUCAGCUGGGUUUCGUUGUUGGCGCUGAUGCAGAGCGAGUACCUGGCUAUACAGCAUGCCGCGCUGCGCACCGUCGACCAGCUUAUCAGGCGCUACAAGGACUACGCGGUCCAGAAGACCUUUAGAGCCUCCACUGGAGUUCUGGACUUGUGUGAUAUUUUAGAGUCGUACGAGUUCCGCGAUGUGCAUACGGAGGUGCUGGGCGUGUUGCGCGACUACGCGGAGACGGAGGAAAAUUCUUCCCACCUGUACCAGUCGGGCUGUGUGCUGCGGCUGCUCGCAUACCUCGACAUGGCGCUACCCGCCAUGAAGUCGCACUGCCUCGCCGUCCUCACCAAGAUGUCCUUCACCUCCAAUGGCAGAGAUGCUCUGUAUCAAACGGGUACGGACCUGGUGUUCUGCAGUCAGCUGAUGAGCACCAACGCCGACUUGUUGGCGGAUGCUGCGAUGGGAGUAGCCAACAUGACCAAACUACUUCCGGCGGCUGUGCGCAUGUCCGACACCAACAUCAUUGAAGCUCUAUGUGGUAUCCUGGCUGAUGACGGGGCGCCUUGGUUCUUCGUUCGUAUAAACUCGUUGCGUGCACUGGCCGAGCUCUGUCGGAUCAUACCCAAGGCUGCCUACAGGCUGGUGGAGCCCAGCACAUUCGCUACGCUCAGGAAUAUCAACAAGAAAGUGGCGGACACUCCAAUCGAAGCACAGCGCGUUGCAGUCCAGUGCUACAUCAACCUGCAGAGCUACCACAUCAGCCUGGCCGCCAUGCUCAACGCAGACUUUAUACAGGAGCUGCUUAAUAUAUUGCAGCGAAUAGAUAUCAAAUUGAAAAUGAUGACAUGUACCACGCUCUGUGGUCUGAUGGCAGAAGAAGUUAGUAAAGAAUUAUUCUCAGCAAGGAAAGGGGAAGAGGCGGUAUCAAACAACCUGUUGAUUGAGCACGUGGGGCUGCGCACUGCGCUCUGCGAGCUGAUUACAGUGAGCGUGACCGACGAGGGCGCAGAUGUCUACCUGGAACUGGGCACUGUGCAUUACAUGGUAGAGAACAAGCAGGCGAGGUACGCGGUGGCGGCGUGGGAGCCGGCGCUGGAGGCGAUAUUCCAGCAACACCCCUCCGCCAAGUUGGCCUACACCGGCCGACUGGACAUCAAUGAUAAGACGAGGGACGGUUUCUACGUACUGAAACGGAUAUCGAGCCCCUUUCCGACAUUACGUGCUCUAAUGGAAAUAGCCGACCCGACUCGAUAUCCAGUGUUUGUGUGCUCAUUCCAACCUUCUGAUGCCGAGAGCAUUUCAGCUGUCGAUUUGAGAACACCGAAAUAUUCGCCGACACCGAGAUCUGAUCGCAGCCUAUUCCCCAGCCGACUGCUAGAUGACAAAAACCUCCGUCACUAUUUGCUGCGUUUGCGCAUCUGGUUUGGUGAUCCAUCUAAAUCCAUGCAUUAUCUGGAGAUAGAAGACGCACAUUAUGAUAUUAGAUACCGCGACAAGUGCACGGAGGUGUCGUCGACGCUGAAGCAGAAGGCGUCGCUGCUGGCGGAGUACGUGGCGGAGGUGAUGAGCGGCCUCACUCAGGAGCGCGACUGCUCAUUACCUUGCGUCGACAUACACCUCGCCGAUAUCAUGAUGGAGCUACGUUCGAACAUCAUACCGCUGGGCUUUGUGAAGUGCGGCGGAGCGCUGGAGCGCGCGCUGCUGUACAAGGUGCUGGCGGACCGCGCGGGGCUGCCGUGCGCGCUGGUGAGGGCUUGCAGCGCACGCGCAUGGUGCGAAGUCGCCGUGCCCGAACCAGACCCGGAGGAGGUGGAGGUAGAGCAGAACUAUCCAGCAGGUUUGCUCCGCGCUAACUACGUGGUGGACGUGACGCACUGCCCGGGGCGGCUGCUGGCGCUGGGCGGGGUGGAGGCGCGGCAGGUGUGCGGGCCGGCGUGCGACGCGCGCUACACUGCGCGCUCGCCGCCUGACAUUUGUAAAUGUACCAAAUAAA